AUGGCCGGGACAUUGUUCUGCAAAGUUUUCAACCGUAUCCUUGCGCCGGAUGAAAAGCCAAUUCACCUGGCACUAGUCGGUUUCGACUUUCAACGAUCCGAACUCAAGCCGCGUAGCCCAUCGAGCACUUCAUGCUUAUUGCAGCUUCCUAGCAAUGUGCAGUUUUUGCAAGUUGGUAUAUUCGAACUACCAUCCACCUCUGACAUCCGGAAUCUCUUUGGAGGGUCUUCAAAUGAGAAAAUCGCCCAUGUUGCGACUUUCAAAGCCCCAGACCCGCCCGCCGUACCACCUGACAAUCACCAUGACCCCGUGGCGAGAACGUCAAAAACCUCCGAUCCUCUCGAUCGAAAUGAAGGCAAACAGCCGGUCAGGAUGGAAGUUAAAUGUAGCUUCGCCGGACAGUUAGCCAAGAUCGAUGUCAAAGAUUCCGAUCGAUUUUGUGUCGCGGUUUCGCUUUUGAGCAAUAUCGAAGGGAACUCGUUCGAAUUCACGCUCAAGAGCGCUCGAGAUUCAGGAAAUAGGGCUUCUUGGAGAGUUCGGCAACGCGGCAACUUCUCGAAGUCCAUCACCAUUAGCAAGGGAGCGUCAACUGAUUGGAUCCCGUUCAUAUGCGCCGUGACGAAUGAGUGGCAUGACGGCAUGACCCUACUUGAGCAAGGCUGGGGCCGUUUGAGAGAAAGGGAUUCCUCGGGCAGGUCAGCGCUAUCCUGGAUCGCUGGCGGGGGAAAGGCUGUGAUGACCGAGAAGCUUGUACAACUUUUACAAGGUAAAGAAGAAUCCAUUGACGACCGGGACUCUACUGGGAGGACUCCUCUAUCAUGGGCCGCCGGGAACGGACAUACUCAAACCGUGAACAUCCUGUUGCACCACAAAGCCCAUUCUGACGCUCUCGAUCGCUCGAAAAGAACGCUGCUGUCAUGGGCCGCGGGGAAUGGGCACAUUGAGGUCGUGGAGGUGUUGUUGGCGUUACCAAAUAUCGAGCCUGGACUGAUGGACGACAAAGGAAGAACGCCAUUAUCAUGGGCAGCAGAGGGCGGACACACCGAAGUCGUCAGCAAACUUAUCGAAUAUGCAACAGAAGGUGACGGAAAAGAGCCUUGGGACAGAUGUGGUCCAGGCCAGGAACAUCCACUGUACUGGGCUGCAAAGUCAAACAAGGAAGAGCUCUUGCGCGUCAUGGUAGCGGCCAGUCGAUUCGACGAGAAUUGGUUGCACAGAUCUGCUGAGAACAACUGGACCGCUUUGGCCAAGAUUUUGAUCGAUUUCGGCAUGAACGUCGACGCGGUCCAGGUUGGGAAAACCCCCCUCUGCGUUGCCGCUGAAAACGGACAGGCCGAGGUGAUCAAAACAUUCAUCCAGGCCAAGGCAAACAGAAACUAUCAGGUGGAAGGGACAAAAGAUACACCUCUCUGCUUGGCAGCGCGUCUUAAAGAAACUGGUCACGAAGCAGUUAUGGCACUACUCGAUGGUGGCGCCGACCCUAACAUAGCAAACUCGUCUGGCUCUACGCCUAUCGACAUCGCAAGGCAUAGCAUGACGAUAGCUAAGCUUGCUGCUAUGGAUAAAAUAUCGAAACUUUCCGAAGAAUCGGACCCCGAGCACAAAGACAUCGACGAGAAGUUCGAGGCAACGGUUGUCGAAUUCUGGUACCAAUCUGAUGGCACCUUCCAACCUACCUUCUACGAAACAAAAGUCCGACUUGCUCUUGAGAACCCUCGAAAAACCACUGGCCCCAGUACUUCCAAUCCAGCGUUUCGAUGGUUUCAUCUCCCGGCAAACAACAUGGCAUGGGUUGAAGUCUUGAUUUCAAAACUCUACGAAGACCUGUAUCUAAGCCGCACACUGUUGAAGCCAGAUCGUUGGGUACGGCGACAACACCAUGGCUCAACGAGUCGACACCAUGCCAGAUUCAUGCGCCCUCUCUGCCAAACCUUUGCCAGCACCCAAUCUUCAACAAGACCUCCACAGCAGGAAUUAGGGAAUAAUCGAGAGAACCUCGUGCUAUUCAUGCCUUAUCUCCACUGGCAUAUGAAAGACUGGUGGCGCGAGGACGUAAAAGCUUUUCAGCCUCAGCCUCAAAACGCCAAUCACACAUGGAACCGAAGCCAAGAACUACUAAUGGCAUAUCUCCAAGCCGAACGCCCUAUCCACAUCCGCCGCACAUUAGAUCAAUAUUACUACCAUGCUCUAGAUGAGACAGCGCAGAGGGAUAACGAUCAAACUGUGAUGCGCUACUUGACACGAAAGAAAAUUCAGCCAGAAAUAAUAACGAUGGUCGACCAGCUGUGGCUUUGGGUCAUCAGGGAAGGAACCGAGCAACCGGAUACAGUCAUAAGCUGCUUCCCGUACGUUGACACAUCCUCCAUAGGGAGCCCAGGGCGACGGUGGCAUCUUCCCGAUCCAUUGACGAAGGUCAAGCUUCACAUGCGAGACGACCCAUCGGCAGUUCAAUCAGCGUCCGACCUGGCGAGCCUGAUCACGGCAAAGUGCUCAAGACUGUCUCUUGACAUGGCAAACACUCCCCGUUUGUUGGAGUAUCAUUCACAUGCCCCUGGAGCCCUUCGUUCCAACACUUGGGAACCUCCAGAUUUCGGUCAAUCUUCAGAGCAUGUAACGAGAAGUACCUCUGAAGGACAAGAGCUGUGUUCGCUGCAACUUACGGAAGUCUAUAACCAAGCGAUUAUCAAUGCGAAUCAUGAUGAAGCGACACGUUUCAAAGAAUUCUCGAAAUUAAAGAAAGAAGUCACUUCCAAAAUCGACAAGGAUAUUAAACUAUUGGUCGAAAUGAAAGAUGUGUUGGAUGAGUUGACCAUCAUGAGCCAGUUGUUUGACGAACAGAAACAGUGCAUUCAGACGAUGAGCGAGUUUGCCUCGAACUUCGAGAGCGACAUGUCUUUGCAUGAAUCUCUACUGCGCUACAAAAGGGACUCAAACUCGAUCCUCGAAGAGUCCAUACACUUCCCCAUCGACGACAAUGAGACAGAUCACAGCCAGGAUCAAUCCGAUCAAAGCACAGACGAGAUUGUCGGCCCGGGAACUAGUUCACGACAACGGACCAAGUCAUUUCGUGAAGGGGCAGGAAACUCAAGCGGCACCUUACUCACGAAAGAAGUCAACACCAGCAUCGAAGCUAUCGAAGACAUGAGUAGCCGAGCCCAGGCAGUUCAUGAUGCGCUGAACCUACUCAUCGAUCUCAAGCUCAAGCAUAAUAGUGUCAUAGAUACCAAUGAGGCGAUUGGACAAGGACGCACCAUGCUGAUUUUCACUAUAACAACUAUUGCAUUUUUACCGGCCUCAUUCUUAGCAGCUUUCUUGGCGCUCAACAUUCGGGAAUUCAAAACAGACAAGCAAGGGGAUAUGGGACUCGGCUAUGUCGCGACAAUCAUGUUCCCGAUUUCAGCUGUGAUCUCGGGUAUGCUGAUCUGGGGAGCCUUUAAAUGGAACUGGGCGAGACCUAGGUAG
This is a messenger RNA of Ilyonectria robusta, 3462 nucleotides long. RefSeq lists its product as uncharacterized. The record is from RefSeq and is a predicted model, not a curated record. Bases 1 to 3462 code for a protein of 1153 amino acids. Gene Ontology annotation, molecular function: metal ion transmembrane transporter activity; protein binding. The transcript is spliced from 9 exons. NCBI's taxonomy places the organism in Eukaryota, Fungi, Ascomycota, Sordariomycetes, Hypocreales, Nectriaceae. Gene Ontology annotation, cellular component: nucleus; membrane; cytoplasm. Gene Ontology annotation, biological process: metal ion transport; transmembrane transport.